UUAAGAUGUUUAUUUUUAUCAUUUCAGAAUCUUAAAAACGUACUGAUAAAAUGAGGGAAUGUAUCUCCGUACACGUUGGACAGGCAGGAUGUCAGAUGGGAAAUGCUUGCUGGGAACUCUACUGCCUGGAGCAUGGUCUUCAACCUGAUGGCAUGCUCCCCCCUGAUAUGAGUGUUGCCAAGGGAGAUGAUAGUUUCAGUACUUUCUUCUCAGAGACUGGAGCAGGGAAACAUGUUCCAAGGGCUGUAUUCAUUGAUCUGGAACCUACCGUUAUUGAUGAGAUUAGAACUGGAACGUAUAGACAGCUGUUUCAUCCCGAAAUGGAUUCCAAUGAUGCCGAGGAGGGAGAAGGAGAUGAAUACUGA
This is a messenger RNA of Eurytemora carolleeae, 365 nucleotides long. Its product is annotated as tubulin alpha-1 chain. The record is from RefSeq and is a predicted model, not a curated record. The coding region runs from base 51 to 365 and encodes 104 amino acids. Gene Ontology annotation, cellular component: cytoplasm; microtubule. Gene Ontology annotation, molecular function: structural constituent of cytoskeleton; GTP binding. The transcript is spliced from 2 exons. Lineage: Eukaryota; Metazoa; Arthropoda; Copepoda; Calanoida; Temoridae. Gene Ontology annotation, biological process: microtubule cytoskeleton organization; mitotic cell cycle.